Parasteatoda tepidariorum (common house spider) is the source of this 2263-nucleotide messenger RNA. RefSeq lists its product as uncharacterized. The record is from RefSeq and is a predicted model, not a curated record. Gene Ontology annotation, molecular function: DNA binding. Lineage: Eukaryota; Metazoa; Arthropoda; Arachnida; Araneae; Theridiidae. Gene Ontology annotation, cellular component: nucleus.
UUGUUGUAUUGUAGGGGAGAAGGGGGCUAGUGUGGACAAGGGGUUAGUGUGGACACCUUGAAUAAAAUAAAAAUUAUUUUCUCAAAAUUCUUUCUGUUAAGUUUUUCAGAAUGGCAACAUCAACACACACUUCCAUGUGUAGUUGCAUAUCAAUACAUUUGAUAGUUUAGUAGCAUUUUACAAAAGAAGGUUUUCAUGGUGAAAAAGCAAUCAUGGUUCGCUCAUACCAACGUAAAACUGAUCGCUCUAAUCUGUCUGAAGAAAUUAUUGAAAAAGCUGUUAAAGAUGUAGUUUUAAACAACAAAAGCAUUCGAGAAGCUGCAAAACAAUAUAAUUUAACAAAAUCUAUGCUUCAUAAAAGAGUAAACAUAGCCAAAAGCCAAUGUAAGGAAUUUUCAGCAUGUAGUGUAGAAGAGAUUGAUGUUAAAACCACAAAAGUAAUUGGAAGAAAUAAAUAUCGAUGCCAUCAAGUAUUUACAGAUGAAGAAGAACUAUUACUCAGUGAAUAUUUUUUGACUUCUUCGAAAAUCCAUUAUGGAUUGACAUUUUUACAGGCAAGAGCACUGGCAUUUCAAUAUGCUGAAAAGCUUGGUAAAGCAAUGCCAAGCAGUUGGAAUGUGAAGGAAUGUGCUGGCAUUGAUUGGAUGCAAGCUUUUAUGAAGAGGCAUCCUGGACUUUCCUUACGUAAACCAGAAAAUACCAGUCUAUCCAGAGCAACAUCAUUUAAUAAAAAGAAUGUGGAUGAAUUUUUUGACAAUCUUUAUGCUGUUAUGGAGAAAUAUAAAUUCAAACCUGACCGUAUUCUCAAUACAGAUGAAACAGGAAUUACAACAGUAUUGCAAAGUCCUAAAGUAAUUGCACAAACUGGAAAGAAACAAGUUGGACAAGCUGUGUCUGGAGAACGUGGAGAAUUAGUUUCUUUUUGUGGCAUUGUAUCUGCAACUGGCAAUUCCAUUCCUCCUGUUUUUAUUUUCCCCCGAGUGAAGUAUAAGGACUAUUUUCUAAGUGAUGCUCCGACUGGAAGUCUAGGUUUGGCUACGAAAAGUGGAUGGAUGACAAAAGAGUUAUUUCCAACUGUUUUGCAUCAUAUAAAAGAACACACGAAAUCUGAUAUUGAGAACCCAAUUCUGUUAUUAAUUGAUAACCAUAAUUCCCAUAUUUCAAUUCAAGCUAUUACAUAUGCAAAAGAAAAUGGUAUCAUAUUGCUUUCUUUUCCGCCACACUGCUCUCAUCGGCUACAACCGUUAGAUGUUGCAGUUUAUGGUGCGUUUAAAGCGGCAUGCAAAGUCGCAUUUAAUGACUGGUUGCUGAAUAAUCCUGGUAAAACAGUAUCAAUCUAUAAUAUUCCUUCAUUAGCAGCCAAAGCAUAUUACAGAUCCUUUACGCCAACUAACAUAAUGUCAGGAUUUAAAAAAUCUGGCAUUUUCCCAUUAAACAGACUGGCAUUUGGAGAGGAGGAUUUUUUUUGCAGUUACGUUACUGACCGUGAAAACCCGGGAAGCAAUGCAAAUGCUGCAGAGCAUAGUGUGAUAAAUGAAGAUCUACAAGAAAAUGAAUUAGAAGAUGGUCAAACUGUGCUACUACAACCAACUACUCCUGAAUCUGUACGACCACUUCCUAAAGCUGCCCCAAGGAAAAAGAAAAACUUGCUAAGGAAAGGAAAAUCAAGAGUGUAUACAAGUACACCUGAGAAAAGAAGGAUAGAAGAAAUGGAAAAAAAUAAGCUUAUUAAAGAAGGAAAAGGCGAAAGAAAAAAAAGAAAAAUUCUUUUCUCUAAGGAGAGCAAAAUGACAAAAAAAAAUCUGUCUACCUCUUCUGAUUCAGAAAGCUCUGUAUCAAGACAAGAUCGAUCAUCAGAGUUUGAGGAAACCAUAUUAAAACCUAUUACAGACACAGAUUUAAUAGGCAUUAAUGACUUUGUGUUGGUCAGGUUUCCUAAAAAAAAUAAUGUUUUUCACUAUGUUGGAAGAGUUGAAGCGUUAUACGGAUCAGAGGAUUUCGAUAUACAAUUCCUCAGAAAAAAAGAGGGACAAAACAGUUCUUCUAAGCUAAGUGAAUCUUUCUUUUUCCCUGCUGUAAAAGAUGUUUCACAAAUUUCCCGACAUGAAAUUGUAGCCAAACUACCAUUGCCGGACAUAGCUGGUCGUACACUUCGAACUGCUUCACAAAUAACUUUUAAUGUUGAUUUGUCAAAUUAUAUCGUAAAGUAGAAGAAAAAUUUCAAUUCUACAAUCAUUUUCAAAUAAAUAAAAUUUAAAAAAUA